CCAACCCCCCAACCUCCCAGAUAGGGUAACUAUUUAAAGGCAGUUGGAAUUCAGGAAAAUAAGACAGUCACUUGGCAGGAUCAACUACAGCGUCCUCUGAGAGGGUGCAGUGGGGCAGCAGGAUAGGCUCCAGAGCCGAAGCUGGGAAUAACUGGGAGAGGAUCCAGGCCAGCGAGUGUGCACCUGUGCUUCGCAGAGCUCUCAGUAUGAAGCCCCUCCUCCUGCUGCUGGUGGUGGUCAUGGCCUCAGAUUUGCUUCAGGUCGAAGGACAUUUGACACAAUUCACAGCAAUGAUCAUGCUCAAGACAGGAAAGAACGCACUUACAAGUUAUGGUGCCUACGGUUGUCACUGUGGCAUUGGUGGCAGAGGAACCCCCAAGGAUGCAACAGAUCGGUGCUGUGUCAAGCAUGACUGUUGCUACGACCGUCUGAUGAAACGUGGAUGUGGCACAAAAUUUCUGAACUACAAGUUUACCAGAAGGGGGAGCUCAAUCACCUGCAACGCAAAGCAGAGCUUCUGUCAGAAACAGGUGUGUGAAUGUGAUAAAGCUGCUGCCUAUUGUUUUGCUGCAAACCUGAAAAGCUAUAAGAGAAGGUACCAGCUUUAUAACAACGCAUUCUGCCGUGGGAAGACUCCGAGUUGCUGAGAGGCCACCCGGUGCCGAAUCUUCCGCUCUAACUCCUCGCCUUCCUCCGAGCAAAUUCCCUGGCAAUAAACCAAACAAUUCUCUCCCCUCUGGGGACUAGGCGGGAGCCCUCUGUUCCCUCCCAGAAGGUGAGAUCCGAUUCCUUAGGCAGCUCUGAUUGGCCUCUUCCCCUGCUGCCUGGGAACAGGACAUUUUCCCACUCCCAUCCACGGAUUCCUUCCAAGCUCAACUUCCGAUUUAGCAUUAGUAGCUACACAGCUACUCCGGGGGGUGGAGGGGGUGGGGAAGGGCUCUUUUCUGAAUAAAGCAGUUCAUCCACAGA
This is a messenger RNA of Chinchilla lanigera (long-tailed chinchilla), 969 nucleotides long. RefSeq names its product phospholipase A2, membrane associated-like. Gene Ontology annotation, biological process: lipid catabolic process; negative regulation of T cell proliferation; phospholipid metabolic process. Lineage: Eukaryota; Metazoa; Chordata; Mammalia; Rodentia; Chinchillidae. Gene Ontology annotation, molecular function: phospholipid binding; calcium ion binding. The coding region runs from base 207 to 647 and encodes 146 amino acids. The transcript has 5 exons. The record is from RefSeq and is a predicted model, not a curated record.